UCGGCGCUCACCGGCGAUGAACAAGCCGAGGACUCUCGGUCCGCCGCACCACCACCACCACCACCACACCCCCUGCACUCGCACGCACCAGAUCGGCGCCCUCCUCCUCGUCGUCGCCACCUUCUUCCUCACCAGGCUCUUCGACCACGCCUUCGCCCCCUGCUCCACCGCCGCGGCGAUCGGCCGGGACGGCGCUCACGACUCCGCCGUCGCGCGGUUCGACGGCGGCAGCGGGUCCCUCGCGUGGCCUAGCGGAGGGUACGGGACUCACCUGUCGCUCAGGAUCUACGUGUACGAAGAGGACGAGGUCGACGGGUUGAAGGCGUUGCUGUCCGGGCGAGACGGCCGGAUCUCGCCGGAGAGCUGUGUUAAGGGUCAAUGGGGCUCUCAGGUUAAAAUACAUAGGCUCUUUCUAGAAUCCAGAUUUCGUACAAGAAAGAAAGAGGAGGCGGAUCUUUUCUUUGUGCCAGCCUAUGUUAAGUGCGUUCGGAUGAUGGGAGGCCUCAAUGACAAAGAGAUUGACCGGACAUAUGUGAAGGUUCUGAGUCAGAUGCCUUAUUUCAGGUUUUCAGGAGGUCGCAACCACAUAUUUGUCUUUCCAAGCGGUGCUGGAGCUCACUUAUUUCAAUCUUGGGCGACAUACAUUAAUAGGUCUAUAAUUCUCACCCCUGAGGGUGAUCGGACUGAUAAGCGGGACUCAAGUGCUUUUAAUACUUGGAAAGAUAUCAUCAUUCCUGGCAAUGUUGAUGACAAGAUGACCAGUGAAACUGUGGUCCAGCCAUUGCCUUUACGGAAGAGGAAAUACUUGACAAACUAUUUAGGUCGUGCUCAGAAUAAGGUUGGCCGUCUUCGGCUGAUAGAACUUGCAAAGCAGUUUCCAGAUAAGCUUGAAUGUCCAGAGUUGAAGUUCAAGGGGCCAGACAAAUUGGGCAGGCAAGAGUAUUUUGAACACCUACGGGAUGCUAAGUUCUGCCUUGCUCCACGUGGGGAGUCAUCCUGGACUCUUCGCUUUUAUGAGGCUUUUUUUGUGGAGUGUGUCCCAGUGCUCCUGUCAGAUCAAGUAGAACUGCCUUUUCAAAAUGUUAUUGACUACAAGAAGAUAUCGAUCAAGUGGCCAUCUUCUCGAAUAGGGCCCGAGUUGUUGGAGUACUUGGAAUCGAUACCAGAUAAAUCCAUAGAAGAGAUGAUAGCCAACGGGAGGCAGGUAAGGUGCUUGUGGGUCUAUGCUCCUGAAUCGAAUCUGUGCUCAGCAACUAAUGCAAUUUUGUGGGAACUUCAAAGAAAAGUGAGAUAUUUCCACCAGUCUACCGAGACAUUUUGGCUGCACAAUGGAUCAUUUGUUAACAGAGACUUGAUUGAGUUCUCCAAGUGGAGACCUCCCAUGCCUUUACCCUGAAUACUAUCCUCCAUAGUUUUUUCUUUUCUCAUGAGCCAUUUAUAGUGUUAGCCUACGUGAAUAUAAGCGAUAAUUAUUCAUGAACCAUGAAUUCUUUGUGCUCCAAAAUCAAAUAGCCAUUUCCCUA
This is a messenger RNA of Syzygium oleosum, 1523 nucleotides long. RefSeq names its product probable beta-1,4-xylosyltransferase IRX10. Gene Ontology annotation, molecular function: glycosyltransferase activity. The coding region runs from base 17 to 1396 and encodes 459 amino acids. NCBI's taxonomy places the organism in Eukaryota, Viridiplantae, Streptophyta, Magnoliopsida, Myrtales, Myrtaceae. The record is from RefSeq and is a predicted model, not a curated record. The transcript is spliced from 8 exons.